This is a messenger RNA of Sardina pilchardus (European sardine), 7102 nucleotides long. RefSeq names its product tripartite motif containing 25, like (gene trim25l). Bases 216 to 2981 code for a protein of 921 amino acids. Lineage: Eukaryota; Metazoa; Chordata; Actinopteri; Clupeiformes; Clupeidae. The transcript is spliced from 25 exons. Gene Ontology annotation, molecular function: zinc ion binding; protein binding. The record is from RefSeq and is a predicted model, not a curated record.
UCAUCCUCCAGCUGUCUCAUAUGGACUCUUUCUCUCUCGCUGACACAAGGAGCUAGGACACAAGUUUUCCACUGACCUCUUGCUCUAGAUUUUGCCUUGACCACGUCAGUGGACGGAGACCUACAAUAGCCUCUCUCUUUCUCUCUCUCCCUCUCUCUCUCAAUUCUAUCGUUUCUUUAUUUCUCUCUCUCCCUCUCUCUCUCUGAGCGGUCAGUAUGAGUAAGUUGUGGACGGAGGAGCAGUUCAACUGCCCGGUGUGCCUGGACCUUCCCACGGACCCGACCACCAUCCCCUGCGGCCACAGCUACUGCAUGGACUGCAUCACCGACUUCUGGGACAACGAGAAGGAGAAGAACAAGACCCCGGGAGCGUUCAGCUGCCCCGAGUGUCGCCAGACGUUCUCCCCGCGUCCGCAGCUGAGCCGCAACACCAUGCUAGCAGAGGCCAUGGAGCAGGUGCGCAAAGGCAGCCUCUCUAGCGCCGCGCGAGACACCAUCCGCAGAGCCCACGGAGCUAGCGUCCGAGCUAACGCCAGCGCUAAGGGCGCUAGCGCUAAAGCUAACGGGCGGCGCGGCAGCGGCGGCGGCGGGCAGCGAGGAGGUCGGGGGUCGUCGUCGGGCGCGGUGCCCUGCGACCAGUGUCUGAGCGGCGAGCGCGACGCGGUCAAGACGUGCCUGGUGUGCAUGGCGUCGUUCUGCGAGGUGCACCUGAAGCCCCACCGCACCAGCGCCAAGCUGAAGGGGCACGAGACGAUCGCGCCCACCGCCGACAUCGCCGACAAGAUCUGCGCCCAGCACAAGUACCUGCAGGAGUUCUACUGCAAGCCCUGCCACAUGUACGUGUGCUGGCUCUGCACCAGCAACAACCACAAGGGACACGACACCGUGUCCACACAGGCACAGCGCACAGAGAAACAGAAAGAGUUGGAGGCGGCCCAAACGCAGAAUCAGCAGCGGCUGCAGGAGAGACAGAAGGAGCUGAAGGACAUGAAGAAAGUAGUGGACACACUCACGCGCUCCUCUGAUAAGGUGCAGGAGGACGUGGACCUGGUCCUGGGGGAGCUCCAGCAGUCGGUGCAGAAGCUGCUGGACCUGGUGGGGGAGGUGAUGCUCUCGUCUGGGCAGGAGAAGAUAGGCGAGGCCCAGGACGUGGUGCAGAAGCUGGAGGCCGAGGUGCGGCAGCUCAAGAAGAGGGAGACGGCCUCCAGAGACCUGAUCCGCUCACAAGACAACAUCUACUUCCUGCAGAAGUGUGAUGCUCUGGUGUCCCCUGUGGAGGAGAGUGAUUUGGGGAGUGUGAGUGUGAACCCAGACGUCACCUUCGACUGGGUCAAGGGCAUCAUCCGCGACCUCCGGGACAGAGUAGAGGUCAUGUGCAACGUGGAGCUCAACAACGUCAACCAGUCAGUGUUUGAUACGGAAGUUUUCACAGUGACAAAGAAAGAUGACAAGAAGGCAGCGUUCCUGAAACUGUUCUCAGGGAUCGGAAAACCAGCAAACGCCAGAGCUGCUCCAACCUUGCCAUCAGUGAGUGUGCGAGGUCUAGGAAACGCCGGACGCCGCAGCUCAGAGGCUAGAACUCAAAACGAACCAAGAGGUAAUGCCGGACGACGCAGCUCAGAGGCACAAAAUGAACCAAGAGGUAACGCAGGACGACGCAGCUCAGAGGCUAGGACACAGAACGAACCAAGAGCGGGCAGAGGAGCUGGAACAUCACCCCGUCCUACUCGACACAGACAAGCCACCGAGGACAGAGAAGAAGAUGACACCUGGAGUGUGAGUUCUCUGCAGAGACCAAGAAGAGACGAGAGAGAGACCGCUAACACUUCACCACAGCCGCAGAGACGAGAGUCAAGACAACAAAUAGAGUCCAGAGACCAAGAUGACACGGAAAUCAGUGGGCCCACACACACAUCAUCAUCAUCACACACUCCGCAGAGACAAACACAGGAUCAGUCUGACACUUGGAGCAUCAGUUCAAUGAGACUAAAUUCACGACAGAAGAAAGAGACAGUUGCUGCUCAGAACACCAGUUCAGCUCAGAAUGGACAGCCACAAGAGAGAGCAGUUGAUACGUGGAGUCUGAGUUCAUUAUUGCCCAAAGACAGGCGUAGGAGAGAGAGCCAGCAAAGUGAAAGAGGUGAACGCUGGAGCUUGAGCUCACUGCUGCCCAAAAACAGACGCAAACGAGAGGAGACAGGAACUGUGCGUGAACUCACCCCAGAUGACCCUCCCUCUUCCUCAGGCUUAUGGGACGCCCAAUCCACUCAAGUCAAUCCUGGUCUAUUCCUGGACACUCCAACUCCAGGGACGAUGACUUCACCAGGCUUCCCAGCUUUGAGGGAGAUUGACCUCGACAGCAUCCAAGCACCUGAGCCUCGCACCAGAGAGGACUUCCUGCAGUACGCCUGUGUGCUGACCCUUGACCCCUGCUCGGCGCAUCGUCGGCUGGUGCUGUCGGAGGGCAACUCCAUGGCGACGCUGCAGCCCUCCCUCCAGGUGUGUGCCGACCGGCCGGAGCGCUUCGACGGCUGGACGCAGGUGGUGUGUGUGGAGCCGCUGACCGCCGAGCGCUGCUACUGGGAGGUGGAGUGGAGGGGGCGUGGCUCGUCCCUGGGCGUGGCCUUGGCCUCCAUGCCCCGCAAGGGGGCGGACUCUCGCUCGGGGCUGGGCUACAACGGCCAAUCGUGGAGCCUGGAGCUGUCGGACAUGUGCUGCGCCGCGCUGCACGCCAACCAGAAGCAGGAGGUGCCCGUCACCUACUCGCCGCGCGUGGGCAUCUUCCUGGACCGGCCGGCGCGGACGCUGGCGUUCUACGGCGUGGACGAGGAGCUGGCGCCGCUGCACGCGUUCCGAUCGCCCGCCCUGGCACAGCCGCUCUACGCCGCCUUCGGCGUCGGCUGCGGACUCGGCAUCGGACUGGACUUCGCCAGCGGGCAGUUCAGCGCCCAGACGGACAGCAUCAAGAUAUGCCCCAUCUGAUGCCCAAGAUAUGCCCCAUCUGAUGCCCAAGACAUGCCCCAUCUGAUGCCCAAGACAUGCCCCAUCUGAUGCCAACUAGAGACUGGCAUUAAUACAGCAUCAAGAUAUGCCCCAUCUGAUGCCAACUAGAGACUGGCAUUAAUACAGUAUCAAGAUAUGCCCCAUCUGAUGCCAUCUAAAGACUGGCAUCAAUACAGCAUCAAGAUAUGCCCCAUCUGAUGCCAACUAGAGACUGGCAUCAAUACAGCAUCAAUAUAAUAUAUGCCCCAUCUGAUGCCAACUAGAGACUGGCAUUAAUACAGCAUCAAGAUAUGCCCCAUCUGAUGCCAACUAGAGACUGGCAUUAAUACAGCAUCAAGAUAUGCCCCAUCUGAUGCCAACUAGAGACUGGCAUUAAUACAGCAUCAAGAUAUGCCCCAUCUGAUGCCAACUAGAGACUGGCAUCAAUACAGCAUCAAUAUAAUAUAUGCCCCAUCUGAUGCCAACUAGAGACUUGAGAAAGAAUGAUUGUUUUAAAGACUUCAAAGACGUUAAAGACUGUUCAACUAAAAGCCCCACAUUCUGAGAGUCCCAGUCCAACAAGGAGAGACCUGCUGUGCUGUGCUCAUAUGAGACCUGCUGUCUCUCUCUCUCUCUCUCUCUCUCUCUCUCUCAAUUUUCAAUUCAAUUCAAGGAUGCUUUAUUGGCAUGACAAAUAAGACAUUCAUGUUGCCAAAGCAGUCAAACAAAUGUAUAUCAUAGUGUAACAUUAGCACAGAAUGAUAAUACAUACACUGUACACAUGCAUACAUUAUACACAUACACAUAAGAAUACAAGUAAUAUACCAUAAGUAUGUCUAUCUCUGUAAAAAAUAAGGAUAUAGUCCUGUGAGAUAAAAUAAUUAAGUUAUGCUAGUGUCUCUCAGCUUAUGACAGUGUGAAAUGUAUUUUGCUGCUAGAGGGGCUGAAUAUCCCUCUCCUGAGAGGAUAGGCAGUUUAUCAUGUGAACCCAUGGUUUCGAACUUUGGGUAGUAUGAUUUAAAACUAGGGAAAGAUGCCUCUCUUAUGUUUUUAUAUUUUUCACAGUGAAGAAGAAAGUGCUCCUCUGUCUCAACCUUCCCUGUCUGGCAGUGACCACAUAUUCUUUCCUCUUUUGGCAGCCAGGUUUUCCUGUGCCUGCCUGUUUCCACUGUAAGAGUGUGGUCACUUAGCCUGUACUUGGUCAGGAUUUGCCUCUGCUUCGUAUCUCUGACAGAGAAGAGAUACUCUGCCAAUUUAUAUUCUCGAUUUAGGGCCCGAUAGAAAUUCAUUCUGCUUUGACUGGUAGUUUGAUUUCUCCAAUGUUCCAAAUAGUCUUCUUUCGCUUGUUUGAUGGCAAUUUUGACACUAAUUGUUGAUUUGGAAGCAGUACUGGUCUGAGCAGGUUGUAUACUUGUUAUGGAGUUAGUGAGCUUCAGUACCAGUUGGCAUAAGGGACUCUUGUUAGGGUUCAGUUCCUGGGUUUGUAGAGCCUCAAAGUGGAGUGCAUUUAUGGGACUUGAUUUCAAGUGCAUCCAGAAUUUUAGUGCUCGUUUUUGGAUAGGUAUUGCCAAUGGGUAACGGCCUAAUUCUGCCCUACAUGCAUUGUUUGGUGUUUUUGUUUGGACUUUAAGAAUAAAUCGACAGAAUUCUACAUGUAGGGCUUCUGUUGGAUGCUUGUCCCAUGCAGUGUAGUUGUGCAUGCUGAGUGGACCCCAGACUUCACUUCCGUAUAGCGCAAUAGGCUGUAUUAUGCUGUCAAAUAAUUUGCACCAGAUUGAUAUUGGUAUAUUUAUAUUGUAAAAUUUAGAUUUUAUUGCAUAGAGGGCUCUGCGGGCUUUUUCUUUGAGUGCAUUCACUGCCAUGCUGAAACUACCUGAUGCAGUAAUAACCAGACCGAGGUAGGUAUACUGCAUCGUGUGCUCUAGGGCGGUGCCACCUAGAGUGAAAGUGUGUCUGUGUUCCUGACAUCUGGGUUUCUUUUGAAAAAUCAUGAUUUUUGUUUUUGUAGGGUUUACUGACAGGGCCCAGGUCUGGCAGUAUUUUGCCAGCAGGUCUAGGUGUUCUUGUAGGCCCUGUUCAGAAGGGGAUAGGAGGACCAGAUCAUCUGCAAAGAGCAGAAAUUUGACUUCUGUAUUCUGGAGGGUGAGUCCAGAGCCUGCAGACUGUUCCAACUGCACCGCUAACUCAUUGAUGUAGAUGUUGAACAGAGUUGGACUCAGGCUGCAGCCCUGUCUCACUCCUCGUUUCUGUGUGAAGACUUCUGUUUGUUUUUUGCCAAUUUUUACACUGCAUUUAUUGUUUGAAUACAUUGAUUUGAUCACAUCAUAUACUUUACCCCCUACACCAGUUUCUAGCAGUUUGUAGUAUAAUCCGUCAUGCCAAAUAGAGUCAAAUGCUUUUUUAAAGUCGACAAAACAUGCAAAUAUUUUUCCAUUUUUCUUAUCUUUUACGUGUUUGUUGAUUAGGGUGUGUAGGGUGUAAAUGUGAUCCGUAGUGCGAUGAUUUGGAAGAAAGCCAAUUUGUUUUUUACACAGGGUAUUGUGCUUGUUAAGGAAGGUUUGGAUUCUUUCAUUCAAUAUGCUGCUAAAUACCUUCCCCAGAUUACUGUUCACACAGAUACCUCUGUAAUUAUUAGGAUCCAAUUUGUCUCCACUUUUAUGAAUUGGUGUGAUAAUGCCUUGAUUCCAGAUGUCAGGAAAAGAGCCAGAACUUAGAACAAGAUUGAAUAAUUUGAGCAUUGCAUUCUGCAUCUCAGGUGUGCUCUGCUUAAGCAUCUCACUCCUGAUGCUAUCCUGUCCACAGGAUUUAUUGGGCUUUAAGGAUCUAAUUUUUUGUGAUAAUUCUUCACUGGAAAUGGGGAAGUCCAGUGGACUUUGAUUAUCUUUAAAUACUAAUUCGAAAGUUUGUAAUUUUUCUUUAAUCUGAUUUUGAUUUGUUUCUGUUAGUUGUAUUUCACUGUAAAGGUUUUGAAAAUGCUCAAUCCAAGUGUUACCAUUUUGAAUGGGUACUUCUUUUGCUUCUUUAGUGCUCAAAUUAUUCCACAUAUGCCAAAACUGAUUUUUGUUGAUGGAGUCUUCAAUCUCAUAGAUAAGUUUGUUGGUGUAGUGCUGUUUUUUUCUUUUGAUAGUUUGUUUGUAACUUUUUUGGGUCAGACAAUAUUGUUGUCUUAAAACUGUGUCUUGGGGGUGGCGGUGUUUUAGGUUUGAUAGUUGUCUUAAUUCCUUCCUUAUAUUUUUGCAUUCUGUGUCAAACCAUUUAUCACAUUUUGGCUUUUUGGCUUUUGCUCUCUGGCUUUUUGUUAGCCCAGCCUUUUUUGCAGCAGUGUGGAAAAUAAGGUUCAGCUCUUGAACGGCCAUGUUGACACUUUUUGUAUCAUUACAGAAGGGUUUGUUAGUAAAGUUAGUUAUUUUGUUAGUCAAAUUUGGUGAAUUUAAGGCUUGUAUGAAUUUUUCUGAACUGUCUGUCGCCCAUCUGUACAUUGGAUUGAGAUUGUACAACUUACUGGGCUCCUUAUGUGAUUUAGUAAAAUUGUUAGUCAUUUUCAGGAAUAUAUUUAUUUGGUUAUGGUCGGAAAAUGGAGUUUGCUGCCUGACAGUGAAUGCACUGAAGUGAGAGGGGUCCAUGUCAGUGAUUGCAUAAUCUACUACACUGCUACCCAGGGCUGAAGAAUACGUGAACCUCCCCAAAGAGUCCCCUCUAAUCCUGCCAUUAAGAAUGUACAGGCCUAAGGCUUGACAGAGGUGCACUAACUCUUUACCACUGUUGUUUACCACACAGUCUAGGUUGCACCGUGUUGUGGUCGUUGGUGAAAGGUGCAAUGGUAACUGGCCAAACACAUGUGCACUACCCUCAGGGUCAAUAAAGUCGGGCUCAAUGCCUGUCCGUGCAUUAAAGUCUCCACACAGUAUCACUUUGCCCUGUGCUUGGAAAUAAACUACUUCUGUGUAGAGCUUAUUGAAGUAAUCUUCUUCAUAGUAGUCUGAGUCAGCUGGCGGAAUGUAUGCUGCACAGAGGUAAGUUGUGAAUUCAGCAAUGCCUAUGGUAUUGCGUAAUUUCAGCCAUAAGUGGUAUUUCUCUAUUUUGACAAUUGAUAUGUGUUUAGCCAAUUCAUUUUUGCACCA